Messenger RNA from Acytostelium subglobosum LB1, 168 nucleotides. RefSeq lists its product as hypothetical. The transcript has a single exon. The record is from RefSeq and is a predicted model, not a curated record. Bases 1 to 168 code for a protein of 55 amino acids. NCBI's taxonomy places the organism in Eukaryota, Evosea, Eumycetozoa, Acytosteliales, Acytosteliaceae.
AUGGACGAAUAUGGCACAACGUCAUACUCUCGAUACUCGCUGGAGGAUGGUCAAUGCCACAGUGCACCAAUGCCAGAUGUGGAUGAGCCAGUGACCGGCAUAGCUGCAUGCUACGAUGGUCGCAAGUACAUCUACCUCAUUGGCGGAUAUUGCAAAGAUAACAAGUGA